Messenger RNA from Tupaia belangeri chinensis (Chinese tree shrew), 4536 nucleotides. It is a transcript of the gene TMEM26, whose product is annotated as transmembrane protein 26. NCBI's taxonomy places the organism in Eukaryota, Metazoa, Chordata, Mammalia, Scandentia, Tupaiidae. The transcript is spliced from 6 exons. The record is from RefSeq and is a predicted model, not a curated record. Bases 767 to 1876 code for a protein of 369 amino acids.
CAUAAUUAAGAAUAUCCCGAUUUUAAUAAUCAGGCUCAAAAAGUAGAAGUGGCCAGGGUUACGCGUCCACUGAGAGGGGUGCAAGAAGUUCUCAGGAAGCUGGGAGCAUCUGACUUCCUCUAGUCCUGGGAAGUUUCAAUUCUUCAAACUGGGCAGGAACUGUUUCUGUAAGUGCUUGGACAGCGGAUUCUUUAGCCCUUCUGCUUCCCAGCUUCGAGGCAUCCUGAGAGCGUGGUCCUGUGAAGCGUGCGCGUGAACCGCAGGACUUGAGUGGAAAGUAAGGUGGCGCAGAAGCGCUUCCCUCCGCCUUGCUGGCUCAUCAGCACCUUGACCUCCUGUCCACCUCGCAGUUCUUUCCAGCCCCUGGAAGGGGGAGUGGGGAAAUUUCUUGUGGACCCCACAGUGUCCGGGGGUGGGGAUCGAGGAGAGGGAUGGAAACUGGCUCCCGGAAUUGAGAGGGGGGAUGGGCAGCCCGGAGAAUAACGCCUAGGAGCAGAGGCGGCGGAGCCCCAGACUCCCUGGAAAGCCCAGCAGCCUCGCAAAGCUGGGUUUGGGUUCCCCCCACUUGGAAGAGUUCUCAGGAAGUUUGGGGGAGGGGCGAGCUGCUCUCCUGUUCUCCCGGCGUCCGGCGCCGGAGGAUGAGAAGGGACCACCGCAGCGGAGGUCUCGGUGCUGUCACGUUCCUGCCCACUGGCGGGCUUCGGGAGCUCCCGGCGGGGUUGGCGGGGCGUAGGCGAGUGGCUGCGGGCGGCGCGCACGGGCCAGCAUGGACGGACUGGUCCUCCUCAAUGCCCUGGCCACCCGGCUGCUGUUCAUGCUGCACUCGCUGGUCGGGGUCUGGCGAGUGACCGAGGUGAAGAAGGAGCCGCGGUACUGGCUGCUCGCGCUGCUCAACCUCUUGCUGUUUCUGGAGACCGCGCUCACACUCAAGUUCAAGCGCGGCAGAGGCUACAAAUGGUUCUCACCAGCCAUAUUUGUAUAUCUGAUUAGCAUCGUUCCAUCAUUGUGGCUUCUUGAAAUGCAUCAUGAGACCCAGUAUUGCAGUAUCCAGUCUGAAGGGAUGUCACAGAAUUCCAGCAGAAAAGAAGACUUCAAUCAAACAGUGAAGUCCAAUGAACGAACCAAUGGAGCAGAUGAUCUCAUUGAAACGGCCAAAGAUUUUGUAAAUAACUUAUCUACAGUAUGUGAAAAAGUUUGGACUCUGGGACUUCAUCAGACAUUCCUGUUAAUGCUAAUAAUCGGAAGAUGGCUUCUUCCCAUUGGCGGUGGCAUCACUCGAGAUCAGCUCUCUCAACUUCUCCUUAUGUUUGUGGGGACAGCUGCUGACAUCUUGGAAUUCACAAGUGAGACACUGGAAGAACAAAAUGUGAGAAAUAGCCCUGCGCUAGUCUACGCCAUCCUUGUUAUAUGGACUUGGAGCAUGCUGCAGUUUCCACUUGACCUGGCAGUGCAGCAUGUCGUGUGCCCCUUGUCUGUGGCAGCCAGAGGGUUCCCCAGCCUGUUCUUCUGCCAGUACAGUGCCGAUCUGUGGAACAUCGGCAUCAGCGUCUUCAUACAGGAUGGCCCCUUCCUUGUCGUGCGUCUCAUACUGAUGACCUACUUCCAAGUGAUAAACCAGAUGCUGGUGUUCUUUGCCGUGAAGAACUUCCUGGUGGUGGUCUUGCAGCUCUAUCGCUUCGUGGUGCUGGCCCUGGGAGUCCGUGCAUCUUUGCACAGUCGGCCAGGAGGCCCCAAGUCUGAGCACAGCUGCCCGAGUCCCCCCUCUGAGACUGGGCUCUCACCUGCGGGCUGUGAGUGUGGCUCCAAGGAGGACCUGGCUCUCCCUCUACGGGUCUCCCCAGUCACCUCUGAUGACUCCCACCCUCCCACGCCCUAAUUCUUUUAUUUACAGCAGGAGGCAUCUAGAGCUGCCUUUCUGGCUCUUCUUACAGGAUAUCCCACCCUCACAACUUUGGCAUAUGAUAGUUUUUGAAAGAGCAACUUAAAAAGGCAACCUUAAGCCAAAGCCAAGGAAUUUUCUCCUCUCACCAGAACAGAGGAACUUGGAUUAGUGGCCAUUGCUACAACGUCUGUGUGACGAUAUCAGACAUUCUGGUUGUUCAACGACUAAGUGAUUUGUUUGUCUUGAAUCAUUUGAGAUGCCACGGACAGGGUUGCAGCAACAUGCCCUCGGAAGAUUUGGCACCGACACACUGUCAUGCUGUUACCUGAAAAUAUAAAAGCUUUGAACUCUGGCUCCAUUGUCAGACGAUCUCGUCUGAUCUUUUUUGCAAUGUCCCUCUGACAUCAAAAAAUGUACAUUCAGUGAAUGCAGAACAAAUGAAGGAAAAGGUGCCUUUAAAAUUACCUCACUGUGGGCUGGAAGCACUGAUAAUCUCUUCCAGCUUCCAUAUCAGAGAGAGCCCUAUUCACCGCCACACAGGCCUUCCCAGGAAAAUUGUCGUUCUGGGCAGAUGUGCUCUUCUGUCAUGGCGCAUGUGCUCUCACAGAAAUUAUAUUGCUUUUGGCUUGGGUACUAUAUAAUUCACAGCAAGCCCCUUCGGUUACCUAUCUACUAGUUGCAAGGCAGGAAAUACUGGGAAAAUGCUAGCAAAGUCACAAUUUCAAUGCUGAGCUUGAUUUGUGGUGUUCCUCAGUAUUUUCUAAAUCCCUCUUUACCAUUUUCUAUAUUGCCAAGUCGAAUCGUGUGGGCUGAUGCGGGGAAGCUCUGAAGCAGGGAAUAAAGGUGUUUCGGGUCCUGUAAGUGUUACCAUGGUUUCUGGUGUCUGCCAGCAGUAGCGAACAAAGCUGCAGCUCCUCUGAACCACCACUACUGGAGACAGCCUUUGGUCUUGGGGACCAUGCGAUGGAGGAUUGCAUCAGCCUUGCCCAUGACCAGCAGCCCUCAAUGAGUGAUGGGGGUCGGGAGGUGCCACCCCAUGGUGGGCAUCGGGCAGUUUGCUUUAUUUCUCCUGCAUUAAGACUUCAUUUUCCUGUUACUGAAAGAGCUGCACCUUUCCUGUACUCACCUCUGUUUUUCCCAGAUGGAGAUGAUUCAGAUCCUUUGAAAGUGAUUUUUGCUUUUAAAGAUAUAGUGCAGAAUUUUACUUGGGUGCACUGCAGUAAUCAUAAGAGGUGAACAGUUCUAGAACUAUUCUUGGAAGGGUUUAAAGUGUAAUUCCUCCUGUGUUUGGGUGCUUAGGAAUUCAAGGGGACUCUUAAGGCAGAGUAUGCUUAAUUGGUUAUGAACAGUUGAUAGCAUGUUGUUCUAGUUGGGACAACUUUAUCUAUAAAUCUCUGCAUGAUAUAAUAGCCAUUUAAAACAUUUGAUUAAAAGUUUUUGAGGCAGAUUCAGAUUUUAUCAGAGUAGUGCAUAUUUUCCAAUAAAUGACUUCUUUGGGUCUAUUUAGUUAUGCUUCUAUUUUUUUCUUCCCUCCUUGUGCUUCUGAUUUUAAUAAUAUAAUGAUUUUAAAAUUACAUAUGAAACUAAUGGAAUGCAGUAAUAGUUUUCCAUCAUAAUUUUAUGAAACUUAAGAUCAGGAAAUUAUAUUUAUAUGAAGUAAAGAACUUGACAACUUUUUAAGGGCAUGUUAUUUAAAAUGCGUUGCAGUUGAAAGCCAAAUAAUAACUGCUAUUUAUAAAAAUGCCUCGGCAGAAUCUGUUUUUAUGUUGACUGUUUUAUGUUGAAUAUUUUCCUCCACAACAUGUAUGUGCUGCUUAUUAUUGCAGACUUGCUCAUGGCAUACUUUUCAUGUUUUAAUUUUCUCUUCCAGCAAAACAAACAUUGAGCCUCCAAAAAUAGAUAAAGGAUAAAGUAGUAUGGCUGUUGCAAGGAUAUUUUUAAAUGCUUUAAAAUCUGAGACUUGGCGGAGCUUCGUGAAUGGGUUUCUAGUGCUUAAAUAGUUUGUAAUUAGCACUCCUCCAAAGGCCCGCGGAAUAAAAAGCCUGUCCAAAGUCUAGCUGUAUUUAGGGUGCCAGGAGUCAAAGAGUAUCCAGGACUAUCUGAGCAAUUAAUGGAGGCAAAAAUAGACACAGGCUCUCCAAGGUUUUUCAGGAAAAUCUGCUAAGGGUAGCAUUUGUUAACCUAACUGCCAAGACACCCAUUCCCUUAGAAGGGCUGCUUUUAUAACAGGAAAAAAACACAUCGGUAUCUCUUUAGUUUAUUUGCAAAAAAAGCCUUAAGUCCAGGUGGUAGCCUUAGGACCCCUGAUGAAAAAUAAAAAUGUAUUCUGUUAAUUGUAUGCUUAAAUUGUAGACUGCUGCACAUUGCAAUAUUUGAAAACAUCACAGUGUUUCUUUAAAGUGGCUAGAAUAUCAGUUACCUCCUGUAUGGUUUCAUCCUGGAAUUCGUUUACAUUGUAUUUGUAAUAAAAUAACUGACUCACAUCAUUUGUAAAAUGUGGUCCAGGCCAUACCUCAACACCCCAUCCCCUUCACCAAUGGACACACAACCACAGAAGAAAGCAGCUUAAUUGUGGUUGUUGGUGCUGGAUGUUAUUGUCAUUGUUAUUUAAUUGCUUGAUUAAAGCUCAAUUAAAUUUCCUUCUUAAAAACUCA